Molecule: messenger RNA, 5668 nt
Organism: Hypomesus transpacificus
Lineage: Eukaryota; Metazoa; Chordata; Actinopteri; Osmeriformes; Osmeridae
Product: E3 ubiquitin-protein ligase RNF165-like
Exons: 8
Coding region: 195-1325 (376 amino acids)
Molecular function (GO): ubiquitin protein ligase activity; zinc ion binding
Source: RefSeq, a predicted model, not a curated record
GAUGAGCAUUUCACAGAUUUUUACUGACAUCUCUACUACCUCUUUGUAAUUCAGAAAAGACUCGUAGCCCUAUACCCAGAUCUGAUUGGCUUUACUGGGUGCCACAGGAAGAAGGUCCUUGGCCGAGGUGUUCAUUGAUUGGUUCAUUCUGUCUUUGUCUGCGAGGCAGCUGAGAGCACUGCGUGUGCAGUUGAAUGUGCAAGGAUUGGAAGGGACCAUUUCCAUGGACCAUCUGUCUCGCAGGCUACUGCUACAACAAAGGACCCAGGAUGGUGUUGGUACAUGUCGGAUAUUUGGUUCUUCCCGUCUUUGGCUCUGUUAGAAAUAGAGGGGCACACUUCACCAGGCAUCAGCACAGCCAUGCUACCUCUUGCCGACACUUUCACCUGGGGGCCACCCAGGCCCCCCUCCCAGGGGAAUUUCCCCUGGGACACGCAGCCAACCACAACCAGCCCCCCCAGCCCGGCCCCCUGGCCCCUCACCUGGCCCCGGCCCAUCACCCGCCCCUCACUGCCCUGCCGGCUCCCCCUCAGUUCCAGGAUGUGCCAGCUCCCCCCUUCCUACCUCAGGCCUUACACCAGCAAUACCUCAUCCAGCAACAGCUACUGGAGGCCCAGCAUCGCCGGAUCCUCCCACACUCCAGCAGAAGAACACAGGAGCGCCUUCCUCUGAACCCUCACAGGCUACGUUCAGGCUACGAAUAUUCCCCGCCCCUCCACGUCCCGCAGCCAAUCACCACGCAGCAGCCUCGCUACCUGGCAGAGGGCACAGACUGGGACCUGAGUGUGGAUGCAGGACUCUCCCACCACCAGUAUCAGCUCCAGCAGCUUCCACAGCACUAUCAGCAUUACUUGGCAUCUCCCAGAAUGCACCACUUCCCCAGGAACAACUCUGCACAAGUGGUUGUCCAUGAGAUCCGAAACUACCCGUACCCCCAGCUUCACCUGCUGGCCCUGCAGGGCCUCAACCCCUCCCGCCAUGCCUCGGCCGUACGGGAGAGCUACGAGGAACUGCUGCAGCUUGAGGACCGGUUGGGUAGUGUCAGCAGGGGAGCAGUCCAGACCACCAUCGAGAGGUUCACUUUCCCUCACAAAUACAAGAAGAGGAAGCCGGUGGAGAUGAAAAUCGGCGAGGAAGAAGAGGAGACCGACGUGGACGAGAAGUGCACGAUCUGCCUCUCCAUGCUGGAGGAUGGGGAAGACGUGAGGAGAUUACCCUGCAUGCACCUCUUCCACCAGGGCUGCGUGGACCAAUGGCUGUCCUCCAGCAGAAAGUGUCCGAUAUGCCGAGUCGACAUCGAGACGCAGCUUAAUCCUGACAGCUGAUGACCCGGGGGCGGAGCCUGGCCCUGUCGAUCACCCUGGCGUGGUUCCUGCUCCUUCCCAUCACCUGGUCCCUCCCCCUCUUGGGUGCUUUGCCAAAUGUCCCCAGACGCGGUCGUGUGACAUCAUUGCCCUCAGACUCACGCUUCACUGAGCCUCCCCCAGGACAACCACAGGAGGGGCGGAACUGGAGACGCGCUCUCCGACAGAUGAAGCACACCCCCUGGCGUAAUGAUACACAGAGAAUGCUUUCUCUCUGCUCUCUCACACAAACACAUACACACACACACAGACACAGAAAGCCGUCUCUCACACAUAUACAUGCACGAAAGGCUGUCUCUCACACACACGCACACACACACACACACUGUAUACUGUAUACACAGGGUUAUCUCGUAGCUUGCUGAUUUCAGGUGGGCUGUCAUUGCUGUUCGGCUGUUGUCCUGUAGGUAGCAUGUUCUAUAAGCCAUGAUCUAACACAGUAAGAGAGAAGACACUACACCACUGCCACCCUUCUACACACAGUAAUUCUCACACAAUUUAGCAUAUUCUGCCACAAUAGACAGGGCGGGAAAACAACAAUGUCUUUUUUCAACGUUGCCGCCAUGUUUUCCUCCAGGUCAUUAGUGGUUAGUGCAGUAGCAGACACAGUGAUGGUUAAUCAUGGGAGCUCACCCACCCAGCUUUUUCUCUUUGCAAUACAGUUGUACAUUAGCUCUGAACUGGUGGUGUUGUGUCAUUAGGACUGUGUUUGCUACCCCUGCUACUGUGUGUCAAGUGUGGGCCAGCCUUGGCCAGGGCUGCGUUCAAGGUCAUCUGUGAGGCCGAGAGACUAGCACGCAGGUUACAAAGUGUUUAUUAACCAAAUGCGUUGUUGUUAUGCUGUUCUGGCACCGGAACCUGGCGUGGUGUGUUCACUGGUGGGUUACAGUGAGAGUUUGACCAAUGUCUAGAUAUGUGUCGCAGACCUAAAGUUCAGGUUUUGUGUGUGUCAUGGGUAAAAAAUGGGAAUUAUAGAAGUUAAGGCCAUUGCAGUGUUUGUAGAAUACAAAGCCAAAUAAAUGGACAUUUUUUAAAGAGGGGGGAAGUUAAAAAAAAAGUUAUACAAUUCUACAACAACAAAAAUCCCCAUUUCCAAUGAAGCAGUGCGAUGUUAGAGUGAGGUGCAGUGCAUUGUGGUUACUCGGAGGAGGCCCGAUGCUACAAAAACGGCAGCUCUUGUGCCCCGCCCAGCCUCUCUCAGCACAGGUGAUGCAGGCUGAGCAGUGUAGUGACAUGCAUGUUUCAGUGUUGGCUUGGGCUGUUGUGUUAGCGUAAAUAAAACUAAAACUAAAAAAUGUACGGAUGUAGGAUGGGCGGGGGGGGGGAUGGGAUGUUGUCUGUGCAUGACCUAGUUAAUCUGAGCUGUGACUAUCUUUCUCAACACUAACAAACAAACAAACAAACAAACAAAAAAAUGAGCACGAUGUCAGUGACUGGCUGUCUCCCUGACCCGUAGCGUGUGUUCAUCCUGUCCCCAUGGCAACGAUGAAAUCCUGUUGUGAUGUUUACCUUAUUGCCUAAAGAACAAGCACAUGUGAUGAUAGAUAUAGCAACAACCUCUUUCUUUAGUAUUGCAUUUGCGUUUUUGGUUUCAGUAUAUUUAGAUAUAUAUAAACAAACACGCAGUGUUUUGGACAGUGAGGAGCUUGUGUGUUAUAAACUUGUGUUUUUUUGUGUGUGUGUGUGUGUGUGUGUGUGUGUGACAGAUCUCCCCUUUGUGGUUGCUAUGCUGGUUGCUAUGCUGUAUUGCUAGAACAACAAUGUAGAAUGUUGUGUGAUGGAGAUGGUGUCCCACUCACUGUGCACAGGGACUGGCCAGGCAGGGAAGAGUUAACACGUGGAAGUACAACAGUCGAUGAAUGGAGAGAAAAGAUGAUUUGUCUCCCUUCCCCUCCUUCUCUGUAAUGAAUGACUAUUCUACCACUACGUAUCAGUGUGGGCCUCACUGAUACCUAUCCUGUAGUGGAUGUUUUGGAUUGUAACAUCCCUCAACUGUACCCAUUGCACUGAGGACUCUGAGUAGUCUAACAGAUUGGGUCCCAGCCCACAGGUCCUAUAUACCUGGUGGGCUGAGGGAUCCUUGUCACAGUAUUAGGACAUGGCCUGCUGGCUCCUGUGCACUGUCAGUGGAGAUGCUGCCUUCUCCUGUAGUGGAGUUUUCUAUGGGAACUGUUGAUAGUUUACACAGGGUGUUGUCAGUUGAGAUGCCUUAAGUAUUUAACAAUCAUAAUUUAUUACUAACUGUAGAUAUUGUGGGUACGUAUUUAAUUUUGUAUAGUUUUUUUUUGCAAUUGAAUCAUAAUUUAUUUAUUUAGAAAUAACAACUGAUAAAAAAUAUGAUAAAAAAACAAUUACCUCAUUUUUGCAUUGUUUAAAUGGGAAUGCUUUGCAUGCAGUUGUUUUUUUUUGUUUUGUUUUUCCCCGAGACUAAAGUGUAAGAUGCCCUGCUGUUUUAUAACCCUGAGUCUGCUGUGAUAUGUUUACUAUCCUGGGCUCCUCCGCAUCUGAGCCUUCUCUUUCUCUCUGUCUCUCUGUGUUCUGUCAGCUCUCUCUCUCUCUGCUCUCUCUUUUCUCUAUCCCUCCUGCUCCUCCCCCCCCCCCCUCUCUCUCUCUCUCAUGUGGUGCUGUGGAUCCUGGUUACAUUCCAUUCAAUGCAAAUUUACUCUGAUCCCCUAUGCUGUGAUCUUGGUGGACAAACUGCAAUGGAGUGAAAGUUGUUUUGGUUUUUUGUUGUUAGUUUGUACCAUUUUGUUCUCUUCUCAUUUUGCACUUGUUAGUUUAACCAAGGGAACCCUCUCACUGGCAUAAUGCAGUUACGAUCGUAGAGCUCUCAUUAUGAUAACUAUUAUUGAUAUUAUAUCAUAGUCUAUGAUAUUGUAUACUCUGUCAUUUCUCUGCUUCUCGUUCUCUACCUUUCAAUUCUACCCUCUUGGCAUCUUCUUUCUUGCGUUAUCUCGCCAUACACUCUCUCCCUGCUUUCUUCCUCUCUAGCUGUUCCUCCAUCUCUCUGUCUCCUGAUAGGUCUGUUCCUCCAUCUCUCUGUCUCCUGAUAGGUAUGUUCCUUCUAAUUCAGAGCAGCUUGUAGUUCUAAGCCAAUCAAGUGCCUCGCUUCUAGUGUCAAGAGAUAUUUCCAUAUUAGAUUUAAGUUAUGGCUCAAUCUCACGAAGGAGUAGAACUCAUAUUCCCAGAAACCAUUAUGCCAGGAGGAUGUAGAGGCCUACACCAUGGCACAGUAGUACACUGGUACUACUGUAGUUUUAAUGAAAAGCACUGUCCCCUCGCUCCCUCUUUCCUCGACUCCUUCUCUAAGAAGUCUACCGGACAGGUGGUUUCUCCUCAUGAAGGGGGAAACAUGGGUUGUCACCAUGUUGCUUUUACUUACCAAAUACUAGAUCAGUUAGGCUACCACAUUCCAACACAGAGCAUCAAGUGUACAGCAGGUAUGUUUUUACCAAUCAUGAAUGUGGAAAUAUUUCUAAGACAGAGGCAUCUUUCACUGUGUUCUUCUUAACAAACCCUACAUCCGCGAUUCUCUUCUUUGAUGUAUCGCCAUCACUCUCCCUUUCCUUCUCUCUUUGUUUCUGCUUUUUCUGCUUUUUCCUCUCUCUUUGCUCCGUUUCCUCUAUCUUUUCUCUGCUGUGUGUGACACACCGUCCAUCCCUCUGCUCAGAACCUUCCAGUAUGUUCCUCUCCCACCGUCUGCUCUCUCUGGGGAAACACAGACACAGAGGAUUCUAAAGCACAACCUUUCUAAAAUGCAUGUUUUUUCUCAGGUUUGAAUAUACUCUCAAUGGUUAAAAAAAAUAUAUGGUAAAAAAAAAAAAUAUUUGCAGAUAUACAAAGAAUACUAAUAUUACAGAGGAUUAAUCUUUUGCUGCUGCUUGCAUCUAAAAAAAAUGAAGAAAAUGAAGAGAAAAUAUCCCAAAUAUAGUGCCAGUGAAAGGGCUGCCGCCAUCUUUGUACGAAAACCUGCUGUUUAGCUGUGACUGCGCGAUGUUUUUCAAUAUAGGAUAUUUUAUGGGAGAGUAGAAUUAUUUAUCAUUAAUAUGAAAGCAAUAGCUCAUUAAUGAUGCUAAGUGUGUUGAUAAAGAGCUGAGUGAGCAUUAUGAUGUGUAAAAUGUUAGAAUUCACAUUUGGUGGAAUUUUGUACUUUAUUAUUUAUUAAUACUAAUAAUAAUGGUUUUAAGGAGUUGCAUCGCUAAACCCAAACUGUUGUUUUUUUAUUUGUAUUUGAUUUCAUGGCUUGUAUAUUAUCCUUUUUGUAUGUGCUCUUUUUGUAAUAAAUUGAUUAAAAUGGGCUGAAA